Messenger RNA from Penicillium maclennaniae, 1263 nucleotides. RefSeq names its product putative cofactor for methionyl- and glutamyl-tRNA synthetases. NCBI's taxonomy places the organism in Eukaryota, Fungi, Ascomycota, Eurotiomycetes, Eurotiales, Aspergillaceae. The record is from RefSeq and is a predicted model, not a curated record. Gene Ontology annotation, molecular function: tRNA binding. Gene Ontology annotation, cellular component: methionyl glutamyl tRNA synthetase complex. The coding region runs from base 1 to 1263 and encodes 420 amino acids. The transcript is spliced from 2 exons.
AUGGCGACCGCAGCAGCCCCCGAGUCUUCACUCCUCUCCCUCCUCUACCGUUCGUACCCGGCCGCCAUCUCGCCAGAUGCCACCGAGCUCGACUAUGUUCACGCCUCGCCCAAGAUCUUCCCUGAGGUGAACUUUGGCGAGGCUGAGAACGCCGAUAUCAAGCAGUGGUUGUCCACCGUUUCGGGUCUCUCGACUGCCAUUUCCAAGGACGAUCAGUCCGUCUAUGAGAGCAUUCUUGCCCAGCUGAAUACCCACCUCGCUUCGCGCACUACUUUGCUCGGUGCGAAGCCUUCGGUCGCCGAUGUUGCCGUCUACGCUCUGCUCGCCCCCAUUGUCGAGAAAUGGUCGCCCGAAGAGCGCACCGGUGAGAAGGGAUACCACCACAUCGUGCGCCAUGUCGAUUUUGUUCAAAACUCAAAUGUCUUCGCCCUGCAGAUCCCCGACGAGGAGAAGGUGAACAUUGACGUCAACGACGUCAAGUUCGUGCCCAAGCCCAACCCCGAGGCUGCUGCUGCCACCGAAAAGCCUCUUGUCGUUGGCCAGGGCAAGCCCGAGCAGAAGGAGGGUGCUAAUGCCGCCCCCGCCGGUGCUAAGACCGAGAAGAAGGAAAAGAAGGAGAAGAAGCCCAAGGCUCCCAAGCCUGCGCCUGCUCCCGCUGCUCCCCCGUCCCCCUCCCUUAUCGACCUCCGUGUCGGCCACAUCCUGCGCGCUGUUAACCACCCCAAUGCCGACUCUCUCUACGUCUCCACCAUUGACUGCGGUGACGCUCCCGGCAGCGACAACACCUCCCUGGACGAGGAGACCGGAAAGACGGUCCGCACCGUGUGCUCCGGUCUGAACGGCUUGGUUCCUCUCGCCGAGAUGCAAGGGCGCAAGAUUGUUGCCGUCUGCAACCUGAAGCCAGUCACCAUGCGCGGCAUCAAGUCCGCCGCCAUGGUUCUGGCCGCAUCCCCCAAGAACGACGAGUCGCACGCCGGCCCCGUCGAGCUUGUCAACCCUCCCGCUGACGCCCCGGCUGGUGAGCGUAUCUUUUUCCAGGGCUGGUCUGAGGGUGAGCCCGAGAAGCAGCUCAACCCGAAGAAGAAGGUUUGGGAGACCUUCCAGCCUGGUUUCACCACUACCCAGGACCUCGAGGUUGCCUUUGACAGCAGUGCCGUCCCCGUUGCUAAGGAGCAGGAGGGCAAGCCCGCCCUUGGCAAGCUGGUCACUGCUUCUGGAAUUGUGUGUACCGUCAAGUCCCUGAAGGAUGCUACUGUGCGGUAA